Balaenoptera acutorostrata (minke whale) is the source of this 1701-nucleotide messenger RNA. It is a transcript of the gene CD96, whose product is annotated as CD96 molecule. The record is from RefSeq and is a predicted model, not a curated record. NCBI's taxonomy places the organism in Eukaryota, Metazoa, Chordata, Mammalia, Artiodactyla, Balaenopteridae. Gene Ontology annotation, biological process: cell-matrix adhesion; inflammatory response.
AUGGGGAAAAAAUGGACAUACUGUGCUGUCUAUUCCAUCAUCCAGAUACAUUUUGUCAGGGAUCUUUGGGAAAAUAAUGCAGAAGAAGACAUUUAUGCAUUACCUGGUUCUGAUGUCAACCUGACCUGCCAAAAACAGAAGAAAGGCUUCUUGGUGCAGAUGCAGUGGUCCAAGGUCACUGAUAAGUUGGACGUGAUUACCCUUUAUCAUCCCCAACAUGGCUUUUACUGUGCCAAUGGGAGCCCCCGUGAGUCGCUGGUGGCUUUCAGAGAAGCUCCCAGGAAUGUGUCAAAGUGGACUCUGCACUUAAGGAACAUGUCCUCCUUGCUCACUGGGAAGUAUGAGUGUAGCUUCACUCUGUAUCCAGAGGGCAUUCAGACGAAAAUCUACCACCUACAGAUUCAGACAAAUGUUACACAGGAUGAAUGGAGAAGCAACCAUACCAUAGAAAUAGAGAUAAAUCAGACUCUGGAAAUACCAUGCUUUCAAAAUAUCUCCUUAGAAAUUUCAUCUGAGAUCACCUUCGCAUGGUUGGUGGAGGAUAAUGGAACUCAGGAAACACUGCUCACCCAAUAUCACCCCGUCAGCAAUUCCACGUUAUUUAAAGACAGAGUCAAGCCAGGUACAGAGUGCAGCCUCUACCUCUCUCCAGUCCACAUCCAGGGUGAUGGCCAGAAGUUCUCUUGCCAGGUUGUAGUCAGGUCUGGCAAAAUCUUCCGGCGCUCCACCACGGUCAAGGUUUUUGCUAAGCCAGAAAUCCCCACGAUUGUGGAAAAUAAUUCCAUGGGUGUCUUCGGAGAGAGAAUAUUUACCUGCUCACUGAGGAAUGUAUUUCCCACAGCAAAUCUCACAUGGUUUAUAGAGAGAAGCUUCCCUCAAGGUGAAAGAGAAGAAAUACACAUUACUAAUGAAAAGAGAAAAGACAAAGGAGGAUUUUGGGAACUGAAGUCCGUUUUGACAAGUGUGUAUGAUAAUAAACCAGCCCAAUCAAACAACCUGACCAUCUGGUGUAUGGCUCUGUCUCCAGUCCCUGGAAGCAAAGUGUGGAAUAGCUCAUCCGAAAAGAUCACAUUUUCCUUGGGCUCAGUGAACCCUCCAACAGAUUCUCUGCUUGAUGCUACAGAAUCUACCCUUGGCACCCAGCCUUCUCCAGCCAACAGCAUAUCUCCUACAAGUUAUCCAGCUCCAUCUUCAACAGCCCUUGUAGAUGUGACUACAUCGACUCCAAACGUCACCCCUCCAACCAGCAGUUACGACCUGACUACCCGAGGCUUCAACUACUCCUGGACCUCCAGUGGGAAAGAUGCCAAAUACUCAGCUUCAUGGAUGCCCAGUGAAACAUACAGUUCAUCCCCCUCAAGGGCAGGUUCGACACUUCAUGGUGACACCUUCACCAGCACAGCCAGAGCAUUUUCAGAAGUUCCCACAACUGCCAAUGGAUCUACUAAAAAUAAUCAUAUCCAUAUCACUGGUAUCGUGGUUAAUCAACCCAAAGAUGGAAUGUCCUGGCCAGUGAUUGUGGCAGCUUUGCUCUUUUCCUGCCUUGUAUUGUUUGGUCUUGGAGUGAGAAAACUGUGUCAGUACCAAAAAGAAAUCAUGGAAAGACAUCCGCCUUUCAAGCCGCCACCUCCCAUCAAGUACACCUACAUUCAAGAGUCCAUUGGAGGUGAUCUGCCUUGUCAUGAGCUGGAGACACUCUAG